AUGAAGCAAGUUGCAUUGGUCUCGACAACUUUGUUGGCAACGCUUCGAGAUUUCGUGAAAAGAUUUAUAGCUGAAACGAUGGAGUUCGAUCUUCAAGAUUCGACAACACCCGCCCAAGUUGCAGCUAAAAUCCAAGACGUGGCUACCAAGGGAUCGGUUAUCCGUGAUUUCCGGGUGCGAAUGGGGCCUGUUCAUGAUUUCUUUUACUUCGAGGCGCCAAUGCCAAGCGACUUGGAGCAGUUGGAGAUUGACUGGACCACAGUCUUCGGGUGUAUGUCUAGCUUAAGGCGUCUGGAUCUGGCCAGAGUGCCGCUGUCGAGCCGCCAUUUUGAGAAUAUACUGGAGGCUGCAGCGACGAAAUGCCCCCACGUAGAAUUCCUGAGUCUGCCUUGCGAAGGAGACAUUACGCACUCCGAAAAUCUCAUGGCUUUGUGCAGUGCAAUGAAGACUUGGUGCGUCAGAGGACGACGUGGAGGGCUGAAGCAACUCACACUGCCCUCAUGCCCGAAGCAGGAGCACAUGCCCUUCCGCAACAGCAAGUGUCUUUUUGAUGCGCUGGCUCAAUAUUGUCCAGGAAUCAAGUUUGUGGUCAAACAUCACCUGAUCAACUUCUUCGAGGCAGACUAUUACGAUGAUAAAUGGGCAAUAUCGUUGGAGACGUGGCGAAAGUUCAACGCAUCUUGCACGGCAUUGACGCAGUUUCAUUGGCAAGUUGUCCCUUUCGCUGACUCAUUCUUCCGUCUGAAGACGUUGACAAUUUGGUCGAACCCAACGUGGGAAUAUAAGCGACAUAUGCGUGAACUCGACGGAUCAAAUGUAAACGGAGCCAGAAGUUGUCCAGGUUAUGGCGUGUUAGCUACCGACGUUGCGGCGGUGAUGAAAGCUUGCCCUGCGUUAACACUACUAUCUAUCGAAAUUCACCACCUCGGGGAUUAUCGCACAGAAGCGCGAAUUUGGGUGUCUACCUGCCCCGACCACGACGAUACCCACAUUAUAUUCGUGAAGACACUCACCGAUCGGGCGUUGGCGCAUCUCGGUCAACUCCCAUAUCUGGCAGUGUGUGCUUUGCCUCCUGGUCGUGUGACUGGUCGAGGCAUCUUCGAGUAUAUUCGGUCUGUGUCGAAGACGGAGGACGCAAUUGGGAAGAAGCGCAGCAUUUCGAUCGGCAUCGGUGGCAUUAACCGCCGAGAAGGGAAGAUACCAUUUUUUUACUUUGAACUCGUGGAGUUGCUGAAGCUGCUAGCGGAAACGGACGAGGAAGCGCUUGGUGCGGCAUUCUGCCGCCCAAAGCCAAAGGUGGUGGUUGACCACCCUUACGAAUUCUACCCUGGUCGGGCUUGGCUGGAUACGUACACUCAAAAUGAAUUGGAGCCGCUACUGAAGAUAGUGCAAGAGAAGCACCCGUCGCUAAAGCUUGACGUGGAUACAGGCGGGACAAUUGACAGAAUCAAGCUGUGUUGGUGA
Messenger RNA from Phytophthora sojae, 1464 nucleotides. RefSeq lists its product as hypothetical. The transcript has 3 exons. NCBI's taxonomy places the organism in Eukaryota, Oomycota, Peronosporomycetes, Peronosporales, Peronosporaceae. The coding region runs from base 1 to 1464 and encodes 487 amino acids. The record is from RefSeq and is a predicted model, not a curated record.